Paramuricea clavata is the source of this 4517-nucleotide messenger RNA. NCBI's taxonomy places the organism in Eukaryota, Metazoa, Cnidaria, Anthozoa, Malacalcyonacea, Plexauridae. The record is from the annotation of a GenBank genome assembly.
GUGACUAAUGCAUUGCACGCAGAAGAUGCUGAUGAGGAUGAGGAAACAGAGCUUGAAGCCUACACGACCACAAUAGACAAUGAAGACGCUGUUGACGAGUAUACGGUGUUUCAACAAUGCUUGUUGAGUAAGUAAAUUGUGGACGCAACAGAGAUUGCGAUGACGUUUUCUUUGGUAGUAUAAUGAGGAUCGAAAUGUGCAGUCGAGGAAUUUCCACCCGCUCUAAUGAAACCAAUCUGAAGAACUUUAUCUGAAAGAAUCUUUACCAGCCUCAAAAAGACGUUUGUUGGGUUGAUUUGAAACAGAGCUGUACAGUUUCGUAUUAAAAUUUGACUGAAACGAGGAAGCUAAGUGAAAAGUGAAGCGAAAAACAACACAUUGGCUGCUUAAACCAUUUGAUCACAGCGCGAAUACAAUGUAUAUUUGGAUAAAUACCGAACAAACUCACUUACCGAUUUCCUCUUCAAGAGAUGGAUCCAAUAGCGAAUUUGCUUCCCUUGCUUUGGAAAACUGAGCCAAACUCUUCGUUUUCUGCCAUAUUAGAAUAAUAUAUUUGCGUAUGUGUGAAACCUGAGCCGUUUCUCAUAUAUCAAACCAAUCAACAGCGGUAUUUGCGGUCAUGUGGGGCAGUGCAUUCUGCCUUUAAGUUUUUAUUUGGAUGUUAUAAGGACGUACAAAAAUUGCUGGAGAGAACAUAUAUGCGGGCUCUGGGCGGAACUUGGAAAACUAGGGAGACGUGAGCCACCUCAUUGCUUUUUUCCCCAAUAUUAUCACCUCCUGCCCACAUCCUUCAUCCUAACUUCCAAAUAAAAACAACUUUGACAUACAGACUUGGAGUAAAUCCAGUUUUCAACUUUGAGUCAAGCAUGUAUUGACUGCAAACUGAAUAAAAUAUAUACCAAAAUUUUACGAAUGAGCCAAGAAAUAAUAUCAGAGCACAGAGCGUCUAUAUACGCUACGAAUCCUGAAGUACAAUUAUACCAAGAAAAAGUCAACCAUGCUGAACCAAAUAUAUACCAAAAUGUUACGAACGGGCAGACAAACAUGAAAACAUCACUUCUGGCGGAGGGGAUGACUAUAAGAGUAUCGAUAUAUCUGAUCAUUGGUCUUUAUUGAUUUUCAAGAUAUUCAAGCUCAAGAUCCGGCAUGGUACAAUCAGUUGACAAAUAAUCUCAAUGAAGAACAGAAACAAGAGCUUCAACAUUUAUUUGUAUUAGCUGAUCAAAGGAGGGCAGCACAGGGUAAGAAACUAUACAACAUAACCACGUGUUUCUAUUCCCACUUAUGACGUAUAUUAUUUUGACCUGCAUGCUUAUUAUAUUCGACUGAGGUAGAUAAUAACUUCCCCACGAAUCACCUUCGGUCGGAACGCCGAAAUUUUGCUUAUAUUUUUCGGGUAGUCGAAUCCCCCUCUCAUGAUUUGCAGCUUCCUAGAUUUGAUCCUAGCCUCGGUGGAUGAGGCAAAAUGUUGGAGAUUAAAACUUUCCCAAGAGCAAGUCCGCAAAAUCACGUAAAAAUUGACGUUGACAAUUAAUUGCAUGUGUAUGGAAUUAAAACUGAAAAUUCCGUAUUACACAUCAUGUUUUGAAAACAAUUUCCCAUUCCAUUGAGCCGUAAAUAAAAAUCCCAUUUUCCGAACAAAAAAUGGAAGAAUUCCCCAUUCCACAAAUUCCGCCCAACUAUAGCCGCCAGCGUAUGGUUUUCAUACCAAAUUUAUAUUAUGAUCACCAAAUUUAUAUUAUGAUCAAUUGGCGAAUUUACUUAGUAUUCAUACACAGUCCUGGAUAAAAUAUUUUCUUCUGUGACCAUUUGCAAUACGUUUCUGUCUGCCUUUUCCUGCCCUUUCAACAUGAACAUGUUUUCUGAAUAUGAACAUGUUUUUGAACAGCUAGAAAAGGUUUUUUAAAUCCAGUUUCAUUUUCACCUGGUGGUUCUUAAUCCACUGGUUUAACUAUGCUAGAACGGAAAACGAACCCUAUAGAAUGCCAUAAGCUACUUUAUAUACAUUGUUUAAGUUGUUCAAUUGUUUAAUGAAAAAACUUGUUCAGCUGUGCCAUUCAAGCCAUAUCUAACCUCACACUUGCAAUACACUUUUUAGUCCAUCCAUUUCUCCCUCCCAAAUCUAAAAUUAUUAUUUCUUGAAAAUACUUGGUUUAAAGGAAACACAAUUUCGUCGAUAUGGAUGCAACUACCUGAAAAAUAUAUUAAGGAGAAUUUCAACAUUUCGAGCGAAGGCCCUUCGUCUGGAGUUACUACAGGGCCUUCGCUAGAAACGUCGAAAUUCUCCUUAUAUAUUCAGGCAGUUGCAUCCCCACCAACGAAAGCUUGUUUAUAUUACUGGUACUACCUACACUGGCACAUGUACAGAAUGUUCAAGAUUAUGUUGGUUUAAAGGACGUUGGCAACAAAAAAUUUUAUUGUCUCAUUUGAAAGAAAGUUUAAAAUUAUAUCUAUAAAAUAUUUUUACAGAUUUUUCGUAACAAGCUUAACUCUUGAAAUAUUUUGAUUGGAAGCAAUGAACUGUCCACCGUCUUGGAUUAAUUCUUAACCUCAUUAACUGUCGUUUUGAUGACGUCAGGAGUGGGAGUGAGUAACAGUCAAAAGUAGUUUAAAAUGUUUUUAUUCAAUUCGAAAUUCGAAAUGGCAACCAAAACUGGAGUUUCGGGCUCAAAUUGAUCACUGGCUGUCACGAUAAAAACUAGCUUGACCCCACUUGUGACGUAUGUGUAUGUCCUCAAUAAUCCAAGACAGCGGACAGCUCAUUGCUUUCAGUCAAAAUAUUUCAAGAAUCAAGCAAGAUCUGAAAAAUCUACAGGAUGUCUGAAGAAAAGUUUCCCUUUAGAAAUCACUCUGAUCUUGUGCGUUAUUAUAUGCCUGUGGGAAUUUAAUGAAAUUGUACAUGAAUGGCGGAAGUAUUUACAACUUCCCUUCGUUCAAAUAAUUUAACACUUCGGUUACACUUUGCGUUAACGUAUAUGUUGUUACGACAAAUACUCGUUGCACCAUUCUUACUCGAACUGACGGUAAGACGAAUUUGUAAUUUGGCACUUUUGUGUUGCUGUUUGUUUUAGAAGCUAUUUUAAAUUCCCAGAGCAGGGUUCGUAGCGGUCUUUGAAAUCCUUGAAAGUCUUCAAAUUUGAAUGCAGGUCUUUAAGGUCUUUGAAAAGUCUUUGAAUUGUGUGAAAACGCGAAGAAAGUCUUUAAAAGUCUUUAGAUUAUUUAGUAAGUGUUUGAUUAUACGAUUUCCUAGCUAAUAAAAUAGGUUGAUUGAAGAGCAAGGUUUUCGCAAUAUCGACGAAAAGGCGCAUUUUAGGAUGUGAUUUGACGGGACUAAUUACCGGGUAAAAAUGGCGCUUACACUCGCAAUUUUUCGACAACUGAUUGCUCUCGACAGCUGAUUGCUCUGAAAGGUCUUUGAAAAGUCUUUGAAAAUAGGCAGAAAAAAUCUUUGAGAGUCUUUGAAUUUUUUUGCUCUUGGAGACUACGAACCCUGCAGAGGUAUAACAACAAUAGAGUGGUUUCUUUAGGGGGGACUUUUUUCGGACACCCUGUACAGGGUGUAUCAAAAAAAAUGUACACCCUUUCAAAUUCAAAUGAGCUAUAACGUAUUGUAGUAAUUUAACAGCUCUAAUUGCUUUGAAUUAAUGGUUGGCUAAGAACACAAGGUCUUGUACUCAUGGGACGAAACUCAAAGAAAUAAAAAUUAGAAAAUUUAAAAGAAAUACAGUAUUUCUUUUAAAUUUUCUAAUUUUUAUUUCUUUAUAUUUUUAUUUUCUAAUUUUUAUGACUUUUACUAAACCUCUUGAGGGACAUUUCAUCACUAAUCGACCGUAAUGCCAUGCUAUUACUUUGUAAUAUCAUAGUUGCCGAGGGAAUCGCGCGUGGUGUGUUGCCUGUUUUGAAUGCUGUUUGAUUGUCUUAUGAUUGUGGUACGAACACUUUUCAUAUAUACGCACGCGCAGAAACACAUCUCCGUGUCCGUUGGCGAUUUAGGCAUGCGCAUAAACGGAAUUUUCUCCCACAAUUGUAAUGUUCAAGAUUAGGGAAUAAAAGCUGGCAAAGUGAUUGUUCGAAUGUGUACGGGACGGUGUCGUCAGAUACUGUCCAUAGUUGUGCCGAUGAUUUUCGAUGAGGUACAGCUCUCCAAUCAGGUAAUGAGGUACGCGUUUGUCUUCUAAAUUUCCCUCAUCAAGCAUGCAGGGGAAAACGAGAACUAAUUUUACCACGGGCAAAGUUAGUUCUAAUUUUGCCCGUGGUAAAAAUUAGUUCUAAUUUUACUCCAUGUUUUAGUAAUGAGGUAAAUUAGUGAUUAAUCGUACCUCGCGAGACAUGGAUUUCGAGGCAACUAUGGUAUUACUCAUUUAAGAGGAAAACAUGAAAAAUCAGAUGGUAUGAAAACCUACUAAUUUUUCAUAAAAUUCUCUUUCUGUGUAGAAACGCGGCACCUGGACAUGCAAGGUGGUUAUAGUUUUGCCAGUACCGCUGUACCAUCGAACUUCUCAUUUGGACAGUCCUAG